UUUUUGGAAAUUAACUGAAAUUUCAAAUUCCUGUACCAGCAACCGCCUUAUAUUUAUCUCAAAUCGUCUCAAUUCAAACGACGAACGAUGCCCGUCUUGCUCUUUUUCAGGCUCUCUCCAUAUUCUUCCAUUGACGGAGCGAACGAAACACAGAAGUCCAUUCGCCAUUGAAGACAGACAAAGAUUUCAAUUCUUCGUUGAGAAACUUCUGAAUCUGAGAUUUGUCAUUCUCCAGAUAGUUUCAAUUGAUGUAUAAUAUUUGCUGAUCGCUAUUGAAGUGAAUUGAUGAUUCAGAGACUCGGUGUUCUCAUUUCCGCAACUGAAAUGCUCGAUAAGAGUAGAUGGCAUUUGAGGAGUUUAGAUGCGAUCUCAUUGCCUUACGAAAAUUGUAUGGGAUCCUCCUAGGAUGUGAAGAUUUUCUACAGAAUUCUGAUAUGGAUGAAAGAGCAUGGCUUAUGCUGAAGAAUCUGUUAGAUGAUGCCACAGAGAAGGUUUUUGAGACUCAUCUGAAGAUAAGAGAUACAGCACAAUCAAGUUUCUCUAAUCCAUCCUAUCCUUCUAAAGCAGAACAAUUUAAAGCUGGGCAGACGGUUCUGGUUCCUGGUCUGCAUAAAGUAUCCCCAGGACUGUCAAGACUCAGCAGUAUAUCAUCAAACAAACUUGAAAACAGAAAGAAACCUUCCCAGAUUUGCAACCAAAGCAGUAUGAAGCUGCGUGAUAGAGUUGAAGUUCUUGGGAGAGAUGGUGAUUCUCAAGAGCAGCCACCUGAUGAGCUCUUCAGUGGGCAUGCAAAAGGAUUGUUAGACAAAAAACAGAAGGGUAUUGAACAGUUCAAAUAUAACCAAAAGCAACUGUAUGGUACUCAUCCUGGCAUUGUUAAUUCGGUUGCCCGUCCCUCGUCAAGUUCUCUGCUUUCUGUGGAUGGUAAACCAGGAAAUCUUGAUACCCAGGUUGAGAAAAAUGGGGAUGAGCCAGAGAAUGAUUUUGCAAGAGAAGUUGCACUUGCAGUCAAAAGAAUUGAAUCUGGUAUUUCAGCUUUGGAAGUAGGUUCUAGGCAUUCAGAUGUUGUAAGAGCAAGUCCUAGUAGACUAGGUUACAAAGGUAAGGCUUCUGAAUCCGCAAUGCAAGAAUCUGAGAUACAGAGUCAGGUUCCUGGUCAGAAUGUGAAGGCCAUUGUGGACAGACUGGAGUUACUUAGUCGACCAGUGAAUCAGACCAGUCAGUUAAAUCAAUAUGUUCAGGGGCUAAGACUGCCGCCAAGUCAGAAUCAGGUGGCCAAGAGGCCUCCUACUUGUGUUAGAAUGUCCAGUCGAAACAUCAAGGAUGAUGCAGGUCGUAAUUGGACGGCUGAUACGCAGUCAACAACAAAGUCAGUUAAAUCCAAGCCGUCCAUGCCACGUAAGCCAGUGGGAGCCACAGUUUCCAUGAGGCCUAAUCACAAAUUGGCACGUCAGGAAGAUGCAGUUCGUGAGUGGAUGGCUAAUACAGAGUCAAUAACAAAGUCAGUUAAAUCCAGGCCGUCCGUUGUUUCCUUGAGGAACAAAUUGCAACGUCAGGCAGUCUUGAGACCGACUUUGCUAGAUGAGAAAACUAGCAUUCCAUACCAUAAUUCAACAACUUACAGGCAUCAGCGUCCUUUGCCUCAUAAUCAGGCAUUAGAAAAGAGUAGUAGUGAUUCAAGUUAUGAUUCACAGCCUUACAGUAACUGGACAUCUGAGCAAACCAGCACCAGCAAUGGCGGCAGCGAAGAUGAUUCCGCGAGCCAGAGGACAAGUGAUAGUUGUAGCUCAGAGGACAGUAAUUCCAGUAAGGUAGGUCCAAUGAGUAAGGUGGGUCCUGUUGUAGGACACAGACCAGCCGAUCUUGCAAACGAAAGGAAGGCUACGGGACGGUUGAGGAGGUUAAGAAACAAGCUAGGACUCAUCUUCCACCACCACCACCACCACCACCACCAUCACCACCAUCAUCAUGUCGAAAGUGACGACAGUGGUCAUACCACAUCAAUGUGGAAGAGCUUUCAGGGGAUUUUUCACCAUGACAGCAAACCUAAGGUUGAUGAGAGACAGGCCGUUGGCAAAGUGAGAAACGCGGUAGCUAAGGAGCAGGUUGGACAUUUUCAUACACUUGUGGAUGGGAUACGGAGACACAAUCCACAUUCAAAGAAAUCAAGGCUCUCAAAAGGUGGGAUGAAAGGUAGCACAAGUAUGGAGAAGAAAUUGCAUUGGUGGCAAAAGUUGAAGAGCGAUAAAGGAGUAAGAUUGCCAAAUAGAGGGCGCGCCAAAAUUAGAAUCACAGGUAGACAACCACAGCGUAAGUUAAACAAGAUGAGUAAACAUAAGCUUUUGACGCAUAAGUAGAUUAUUUGCAUCUGAUGAGAUGUACAGAGAUGA
This is a messenger RNA of Tripterygium wilfordii, 2390 nucleotides long. Its product is annotated as protein KOKOPELLI. The transcript is spliced from 6 exons. NCBI's taxonomy places the organism in Eukaryota, Viridiplantae, Streptophyta, Magnoliopsida, Celastrales, Celastraceae. The coding region runs from base 342 to 2357 and encodes 671 amino acids. The record is from RefSeq and is a predicted model, not a curated record.